Molecule: messenger RNA, 912 nt
Organism: Cokeromyces recurvatus
Lineage: Eukaryota; Fungi; Mucoromycota; Mucoromycetes; Mucorales; Mucoraceae
Product: methyltransferase TYW3-domain-containing protein
Exons: 2
Coding region: 30-899 (289 amino acids)
Biological process (GO): tRNA methylation
Cellular component (GO): cytoplasm
Molecular function (GO): tRNA methyltransferase activity
Source: RefSeq, a predicted model, not a curated record
UUUUUUUUUAUUUGUCUUUCAUUCACUCAAUGCCAAUUAAUACAGAAUUCAACUCUCGUAAAGAACAAGUAGUAUCCUCACUAGUUGAAUAUGUGGAUCCUGAACGAAGAGAUAAAUCACCAAAGGGGUUCAUUGAUGCACCCAUUUUAGAUCUCAUGCACAUCAUUAAUCAACAUCCCGAUUAUUAUACCACAAGUAGUUGCUCAGGUCGUGUUGCCAUCUAUCAAGAAGGUAUUCAGGUUCAUGGUGAUAAAGAAGAAACAACUACAAAGGGAGGAAUAUGGCUUUAUGUCACUCAUGAUCCCGUGCCUUUACCUACAACAGACAAAGAAGAGUGGAUCAUUAAAUUACUAUUCAAUAAUCAAAAAGUUGUAUUCAACAACAGUCAAGAUGAUCCUAUUUUAGAUAGACAAUUAAUUUAUUUCAAGUUUGAGCCUCUGAUUUUGCAUAUUGAAGCCUCUAGUCAAGAAAAGGCAAUGCAUCUCGUCAGUCUAGCCAAUCAAGUUGGAUACCAAAAUUCAGGAAUCACACCAUCACGUCGACAUAUGCUUGCUAUUCGCUCUACAUUAAAAAUUGACACGCCAAUUGGCUAUGUCAAAGAUAAUACAAUCCAUUGUCUUGUUGAGCCUUCCUAUUUGAUACUCUUAUUUGAAAUGUCAAAUAUAAAAUUUGAACAAAACUUGCGACGUAUGAAAAUAUUCGAGGAUGCAAUGAAAGUAGAAUUAGAGAAAGCGAAUAGUGAAAAAGAUAUAAAAGAAUGGGAGACAAGAGAGGAACGUAGAGAGAGAAAGAAGAAAGAAGGAUUGGCUAAACGAAUGGCAAUAGAAAAAGAAAAGAAAAAAGAAAAGAAAGAGAAUCUUGACGAUUUGUUAGAAGAUGUUAGUCAAAUCGUGUUAUAAAUAAAUUUAUUUU